This is a messenger RNA of Sclerotinia sclerotiorum 1980 UF-70, 213 nucleotides long. RefSeq lists its product with no specific name. Lineage: Eukaryota; Fungi; Ascomycota; Leotiomycetes; Helotiales; Sclerotiniaceae. Bases 1 to 213 code for a protein of 70 amino acids. The transcript is spliced from 2 exons. The record is from RefSeq and is a predicted model, not a curated record.
AUGACAAUUGAGAGGCUCAAAAUGGAAGAUGAUCGCGGUACCUACAUCGAAAGCCAACCCAAGGAUCCAGUACCAUGUCCCACAACAUCGUGGUGUGUUCAUCAGAAGGUACUUCGUGGGACAAGACUAAACAUAGUACAGCAGCAGCCUCGAACCACUGCCGGAAUCAAUGAAGGACUCGUUUACUGCGCUGGCAACCACGUUCCACAGUAA